Messenger RNA from Blepharisma stoltei, 207 nucleotides. The record is from the annotation of a GenBank genome assembly. Lineage: Eukaryota; Ciliophora; Heterotrichea; Heterotrichida; Blepharismidae.
AUGGCAUCUAAGAUUAAUCCAGAAGCUGCAACUCUGCAAGAAGAAGAAAAAGAGGAGCAAAAUGGUCAAGAGCAAGCUACAGUCAAAAAGCCAUGACUCAGUCAAACUCAACGUCGAUUUUUAGUCGGUGUCGGGGGUGCAGGUGUCCUCGGCUUAGAACUCUACCUCAUCCUCUACUCAAUUAGCAUUUUUCUCCCCUCUAAUUAG